Messenger RNA from Phoenix dactylifera (date palm), 1741 nucleotides. Its product is annotated as leucine-rich repeat extensin-like protein 7. Lineage: Eukaryota; Viridiplantae; Streptophyta; Magnoliopsida; Arecales; Arecaceae. Gene Ontology annotation, molecular function: protein binding. The record is from RefSeq and is a predicted model, not a curated record.
CUACCUUUCACAAAUACACAGAAAAUUACAGUAACACUUCCAAUAACAUGAUGCCAAGCGUCGGACAAUAGCACCAACCGAAUAAAUCGAACAGCCAUUGCGCCGUGGGAGACACAGAGCCCAUCAACCCACCGCGUUCACCAGACCAACCACAACCAGUCGCAGAGGAAAUCCACUCAUUCCCAUCUCCUACCCAAAAUGCAGAGCCUUUGGUUGUUCACUUUGCUUGCAUUUCUAAACCUCUCCUUCCCCAAAGCCUCAUCGGCUUACAUUGGAAUUGGUGGUGGAGCUGGAGUCUGGAUCAAUGGGAGGGGUGUUACUGUGACCACCAGCCCCCAAGCCCCACCACCCAGCACCUCAGAUCCCAUCCCCAGCAGGGAGUACGCAGCCCUCCAAGCCUGGAAGUCGGCCAUAACAGAGGACCCAUCAGGGAUUCUGAGUUCCUGGGUUGGCCCUGAUGUGUGCUCCUAUAAAGGUAUCUUCUGCUCGGAUCCCCCGGAAGACAUGUCCUCAUCCGCUAUUACUAGUGUGGUGGCAGGCAUAGAUCUCAACCGUGCCAACUUCAAGGGAUCUCUGGUGAAGGAGCUCUCCCUCCUCACCCACCUCUCUAUCAUCCACCUCAACAGCAACAGAUUCUCAGGCACGGUCCCGGACUCAUUCAGAGAGUUCCAGUACCUCUCAGAGCUGGACCUCAGCAACAACCUCCUCUCAGGGCCUUUUCCAACCUCAACUCUCGUCGUCCCAAACCUCAAGUAUCUGGACCUCAGGUUCAACAGCUUCUCAGGGGAGGUCCCAGAUGAGGUCUUUGAGAAGGACCUGGAUGCCAUCUUCCUCAACAACAACCAGUUUGAAGGCCAGAUCCCCAUGAGCAUCUGGGGCGCUCCAGCCACUGUGAUCACCCUAGCUAACAACAAGUUCUCGGGGUCUCUUCCUGCUAGCUUUGGAUACACGGGUGCUGGGAUUAGAGAGAUCCUCUUCCUCAACAACAAGCUCACAGGCUGCAUUCCAGAGGGACUUGGGUAUCUAUCAGAGAUGGAGGUCUUGGACUUGAGCUUCAACUCGUUCGCAGGCCGCCUCCCAGGCUCUCUGUCGUGCCUCACUGGGAUCGAGGUCCUUAACAUAGCACACAACCAGCUAACAGGGGAGCUUUCUGACUUGGUAUGUGACUUGAAGAGCCUUGCAAACCUUACGGCGUCUUACAACUUCUUCUCUGGGUUCAGCCAGGACUGUGCAAAGCUCUUCUUCAAGAAUGCGGGGUUUGAUUUUGCUGGGAAUUGCAUCCCUGGGACGGGCAUGCAGAGGCCUCCAUCAGAGUGCAUGGAAGUGCCUGGGGGUGGGCUGAGCUGCCUGAGGAUCCCAACUACGAAGCCUGUGGCUUGUGCUGCAGGAGCCAUCAUGGGUCCGGGGGGAGCAAUGGUUGGGAUCCCGUUUAACUUGCCUGCGUCGCUGCCUUCCUCUGUGCCAUGAGCUGUGUGAAGACCGGACCGGACCGUGCGGUGGUUGAUCAUUAAGCGGCGGGCACGGUUCCUUCUCUUUUAUAUUUUUGGUGGCUUUAGAACGCUUUGACGUCCAAAUGAAGCUUAGGCAUGCGUCUAGACACUCUGGAUCCUAGCUUUUUUAGAAUUGAGUGUUUGUAUUAGUAUUUAAUAUAUUCCCAUUCAGAGUUGCUAAGACAAGAGUUCUCUUUUUUUUUAAUCCAAUUAAAGCCAAAAAGGAAGGAAUAAAGCAUCUGCUUCUUCUU